GGCGGCGGCGAGAGCUGACUGGGGCGUCCGCUAGGCUCGGACGGCCUGCUGAGCCUCCCAACCCGCUUCUGUAAGGCUUUGCCUUUCCAACUUCAGCUACAGUGUUAGCUAAGUUUGGAAAGAAGGAAAAAGGAAAAUCCCCGGCCCCUUUUCUUUUGUGGUUUGCCAAAGUCGUUGUAGUCUUUUUGCCCAAGUCUGUUGUGUUUUUAGAGGUGUUAUCUCCAGCUCCUUGCACUCCUGUUAACAAGCACCUCAGCGAGAGCAGCAGCAGCAGCGAUAGCAGCCACCGAAGAGCCAGCAGGGUCGCCCAGUGUCAUGACCAGGGCAGGAGAACACAACCGCCAGAGAGGAUGCUGUGGAUCCCUGGCCGACUACCUGACCUCUGCAAAAUUCCUUCUCUACCUUGGUCAUUUUCUCUCCACUUGGGUGACAGAUGCUUAUCCCAACUUUACAGGAGAUCGGAUGUGGCACUUUGCUGUGUCUGUGUUUCUGGUAGAGCUCUAUGGAAACAGCCUCCUUUUGACAGCAGUCUACGGGCUGGUGGUGGCAGGGUCUGUUCUGGUCCUGGGAGCCAUCCACUGGGUGGAUAAGAAUGCUAGACUUAAAGUGGCCCAGACCUCACUGGUGGUACAGAAUGUUUCAGUCAUCCUGUGUGGAAUCAUCCUGAUGAUGGUUUUCUUACAUAAACACGAGCUUCUUACCAUGUACCAUGGAUGCGUUUUCACUUCCUACUAUAUCCUGAUCAUCACUAUUGCAAAUAUUGCAAAUUUGGCCACUACUGCUACUGCAAUCACAAUCCAAAGGGAUUGGAUUGUUGUUGCAGGAGAAGACAGAAGCAAACUCGCAAAUAUGAAUGCCACAAUACGAAGGAUUGACCAGUUAACCAACAUCUUGGCCCCAAUGGCUGUUGGCCAGAUUAUGACAUUUGGCUCCCCAGUCAUUGGCUGUGGUUUUAUUUCGGGAUGGAACUUGGUAUCCAUGUGCGUGGAGUACUUUCUGCUCUGGAAGGUUUACCAGAAAACCCCUGCUCUAGCUGUGAAAGCUGCUCUUAAAGAAGAGGAAACUGAAUUGAAACAGCUGAAUUUACACAAAGAUACUGAGCCGAAACCCAUGGAGGGAACUCAUCUAAUGGAUGUGAAAGGCUCUGACAUCCAUGAGCUUGAACAUGAGCUAGAGCCUACUUGUGCCUCCCAGAUGGCUGAGCCCUUUCGUACCUUCCGAGAUGGAUGGAUCUCCUACUACAACCAGCCCGUGUUUCUGGCUGGCAUGGGUCUUGCUUUCCUUUAUAUGACUGUCCUGGGCUUCGACUACAUCACCACAGGGUACGCCUAUACUCAGGGACUGAGUGGUUCAAUCCUCAGUAUUUUGAUGGGAGCAUCAGCUAUAACUGGAAUAAUGGGAACUGUGGCUUUCACUUGGCUACGUCGAAAAUGUGGUUUGGUUCGGACAGGUCUGAUCUCAGGAUUGGCACAGCUUUCCUGUUUAAUCUUGUGUGUGAUCUCUGUAUUCAUGCCUGGAAGCCCCUUGGACUUGCCCGUUUCUCCUUUUGAAGAUAUCCAAUCAAGGUUCAUUCAAGGAGAGUCAAUUACACCUACCAAGAUACCUGAAACCAUUACUACAACUGAAAUACACAUGUCUAACGGGUCUAAUUCUGCUAAUAUUGUCCCAGAGACCAGUGCUGAAUCUGUGCCCAUAAUCUCCGUCAGUCUGCUGUUUGCAGGCAUCAUUGCUGCUAGAAUCGGUCUUUGGUCCUUUGAUUUAACUGUAACACAGUUGCUGCAAGAAAAUGUAAUUGAAUCUGGAAGAGGCAUUAUAAAUGGUGUACAGAACUCCAUGAACUAUCUUCUUGAUCUUUUGCAUUUCAUCAUGGUCAUCCUGGCUCCAAAUCCUGAAGCUUUUGGCUUGCUCGUAUUGAUUUCAGUCUCCUUUGUGGCAAUGGGCCACAUUAUGUAUUUCCGCUUUGCCCAAAAUACUCUGGGAAACAAGCUCUUUGCUUGCGGUCCUGAUGCAAAAGAAGUUAGGAAAGAAAAUCAAGCGAGUACUUCUGUUGUUUGAGACAGUUAACCGUUGCUAUCCUGUUACUAAAUUGUAUAGAGCACAUGUGCUUAUUUUGUACUGCAGAAUUCCAAUAAAUGACUGGGUAUUUCUCUCUUUAAAAAAAAAAAAAAGAAAGAAAGAAAAAAGAAAAGGAAUAACAGAGAUCAAAAACAUUGUAAUAAAAAUUAAGU
Callithrix jacchus (white-tufted-ear marmoset) is the source of this 2228-nucleotide messenger RNA. RefSeq names its product ferroportin. Lineage: Eukaryota; Metazoa; Chordata; Mammalia; Primates; Cebidae. Gene Ontology annotation, cellular component: basolateral plasma membrane. Gene Ontology annotation, molecular function: peptide hormone binding; iron ion transmembrane transporter activity. The record is from RefSeq and is a predicted model, not a curated record. Gene Ontology annotation, biological process: iron ion transmembrane transport.